AGUUCAUAAGUUGUGUUCAUGUGUGGCUGGCCUCGUUCAUCAUUUUCGAGGUUUGUUUAGCUGCUUUCUUUCUGUGUGGCGUGACUCCUUCGUAUUAUUUUGCAAUUAUGAAGAUACAGUUACAUGCUGUCUCUUUGGUGCUGUUAGGGUUAGUACUGUCUGUAACGUUGGCAGUAGAGUUACGAGAGCCCAACUUCCUGCAAGUCCCAGAGGAUCGUUCACAGUUUCUGGGCAGGGAGGUAGUGUUUCAAUGCUCUCUGGACAAUGUGACUCUGAUUCCAUGGACCAUAAAAAUGGUGCAGUUGGCUAACAGCAGGCCAAAGAUGGGGCUUUGGUAUGCUAUAAGCAACAUCAAUGAAACUGCAAAGAACUCGAAUCUGACAGUACUGGCUAGCUCUUCCUUUGAUAUGGCACCGAUAUUCUGUACUGGAAUAUUUUAUAACGAUGUCAUUGGAAAAAUUAGAUUUAAGAAAAGUGGUGUUGCUGUCCUCAGGGUUCAAGGUGUGCCAGAUGUCAUCACUCAAUUUAAUGGAGACAAUACCUCUAGCACUAUGAUCCUCUUUGAAUGGACUCCCCCUACUCAUCACCGCGGCUUGCCGCCAUGCUGUGACUCCUACUACAUAAAUGUCACUCAUUUCUUAUCAUCGGAGAGUAUUGUUGAUGAUAAUGUCACGUCUCCCAGCAUUGAAUUCUCUAUUUCCGAGGAUAGGCUCUGUGAUGUACUGCUGGUGAGUAUCGUUGCAACUAAUGUUGUAGGAGAUGGAGCUGAAUUUAAACAAAGAUGGUCACUAGGAGGACAUUUUGAGACAAGAACUGCUAACACUUCACUGAUGUAUACCAGUGCUGGUGCACUUAUAUUAGACAUUAGGAUUGAGAUCAGGGGCUAUUGCUUGUCUGAUCUUAGUAACGUGACUUUCUCCCUUCGCUGUGAUGAUACUCCAAAUGAUCUAGUGACUACAAGACUGAUCAAUGCCCUUCCUAAUGACAGAGCUCAUUCAACUGAACUGAACCUGACAAUAACCGACUCACACACUGAGAGAAGGUGCUUGUGGGACAUUGCACUAGACAAUGAUGUGGACUAUAAUGGGCUCCUUAGCACAUAUGAUGUGAGUAAUGCUACAGUCAGUGAUACAGGCCCUGGGUACAUAUGCAUAGCUUGCUCCUUCAUUCCACUGACACAGGCCAGAGGCUGUUAUCUUAAUUUGACGCGUGUCACUGAUGUGUUUGAUACUGCUCAAGUUUUGGAAUCAGCUAAUCUGCCAAUCAGUGGUGGAGGAGGUUGUGUUAAUGUAUCACGAGGAGGAGAUUACUUAGUCACUGUGCAUGAUUGGAAUCAGGAUGAUGAUUACAGUAUUAAUCCUGCUUUCAAUCUCUCUACUGUAUUCAUUCCUCCUCCUCCUCCUAUUGUUUCUUCUUCUUCUGUACCUUCUCCCAGUCCAACAGAAACAGUUCAACCUUCAGCAAAUAGUGAUGCUGUCAAUGCUAGUAUAGCAGUUGGUAGUGUUUUAGGAGUAGUGAUAAUUCUCAUUGUAGUAGUUGCUAUUAUAAUGGUCAUAGUAUUUGUCAUGAAAAAAAAGAAGUGAG
Molecule: messenger RNA, 1584 nt
Organism: Amphimedon queenslandica
Lineage: Eukaryota; Metazoa; Porifera; Demospongiae; Haplosclerida; Niphatidae
Exons: 7
Coding region: 108-1583 (491 amino acids)
Source: RefSeq, a predicted model, not a curated record